Molecule: messenger RNA, 4683 nt
Organism: Empidonax traillii (willow flycatcher)
Lineage: Eukaryota; Metazoa; Chordata; Aves; Passeriformes; Tyrannidae
Gene: SMARCE1
Product: SWI/SNF related, matrix associated, actin dependent regulator of chromatin, subfamily e, member 1
Exons: 8
Coding region: 2252-3439 (395 amino acids)
Biological process (GO): negative regulation of DNA-templated transcription
Cellular component (GO): SWI/SNF complex
Molecular function (GO): nuclear receptor binding; nucleosomal DNA binding
Source: RefSeq, a predicted model, not a curated record
CAAAUGCUCCUCUUCGAUCACAUUUCUGAAUAGUUUGGAUUUUAUGAUAAAUCCUUUGUACAGAAGAAUGAGCAAAGAUGCUCUAGUGAUGAUUUUUAUUUUCUUUGGAAAACUGUUGCCCAAUAGUGUGUCCCUGAUCUCUGCAGGAUGGGGAUUAGAUGGAAUGUGACCCUUCAAAUUUAUUGUGCCGUACUUUACUUGUAAAGAGGCUUGAAAAUGAUAUAGUGCAUAAACACAAGUUAUGUUUCCGUAAGUCUACGCAAAUAAAACUUGGUUUGCGCAGUUUGUUCAAGAGUUUUCAUUUUGCACAGACCUGUGCCAGUGUCAGGAGGGACAUGAUGGAUCCACCCUGAGCCCUGGAUUCCUGCCUGGAGAGCUGUGCCAACACGCAUGACAUUCCUUUGGGACGUAGCAUGGACACAGAUGUUAAAUUGUUUACCUUGCUGUGGUAGAGCCCCUCAAAGGGGUGCCUGAAACCCAUGUCAGAACUGCAGCCAGUGGUGUGCGUUGCCUGUCUAACAAGCACCUUUUCUUGUAUUUGAUAUCAUAUUUUGUGCAGUCCUUCAGAUGAUGGUCUGUGCUCUCUUGUUAAUGCAAGUCAUGAAGCCGCCAAAUAACCUUGCUUGUUCUUCCACAGCCAGUUCCAGGUGCUGCAGUGGACAAAGUCCCAGUAGUUCUCCUAACUGCAGUACUGUAGCUGAAAAAUAAAAAAGUCUCCAUGUGUUGCAAGGUAGUUCCCUGGUAACGUUUAAAUCCUGUCUUGCAGAAAUAAAGAAUUAAGCAGACGGAGAUUACAAUUGUCACCUGGUUUUAUUGAAGAGGUGUAGUUCAACCUAUGCAAAACCUGUUGUUAUGGUAAUACAAAAAAAAACCCCUACAGUAAAAUGGUGUCUUAUGAAGUAGUGCGUGUGUAUGUCAUGAGCCCAGGCAUACAGAUGAGCACAUGUCAGCUGCUGUGACUGAGUUAAAAAGCUUGGCAGUAAAAUCUCUAUGGAAGGCAGAGUGUUAAAGGAUAAUUUUCCUCUGCACUUGUAUGUUAAGGAAUAAAAUCCUACAGUGUGUCUGCCUUUACCUGAAACCUUGAGAGUUGCUGUAGUCAGCUCCAAGGGCAACACUGUUCAGUGUCUGGGUGUGUCACGCUUUGGUUCUUGGAGUCCUGAACCAAUUUGUAGGAUUUUUGUAACUGUGAUCUAGAACAGGUCCAGCCAGCAAAUCCCUGGGAAAGACUGUAGGAGUGUUUGCUAAGGCUACUGGAGAGAGAGACACUGUGGGGAUGGCAAUCAAAUGUCUAGAAACACUCCAGGCUCUCAUGAAUCCCGAGGGAGUGUUAGGACCACGACAGUCAGGAUUUAAUCACAGUCACUGGUAAAUAGCUGAUCUAUUUUUUCCAACAAAAUUUGAUUGGGAAGUGGGGGAUAAUGGAAAAAGGUUGAAAUUUAAGCGAGGAGGGGAAUACAGGGAACCCAGUGAUACUUGAGUGUCCUUAGAUAAGUGAGAAGGGAAUGUAAAGAACUCAGAUUUUUCUCUGCAUGACUGAGGUGAGAACAAAUCGAUCCACUUUCAUGAAUGAAUGAAGAUGUAUUGAUUAACUUCUGAGUUGUCUUGGAUUGGGUGAUCUGUUCAGACUAGUUUGUAGUUUCUAACCUGUAGAUCUUUUUGCAGAACUAGAGUUCCUCAGUCUGCCUUAUGACAGAGGGAUGUCUCUGGGAAUUGUCUUCAGCCACUGGCAGGGGUGCACAGAUGGUGCUUUGAGAGGUUUCCUCCCCCCUCCACGUUUGUUGGGAAGGCAGAAUGCUGGGAAGAAAAUCAGGCAGGGGUUUUCACUGGUGUAAAUGUGGAUACAGGGGAUUUCUGGCCCAUCACUGGGUGCUGUGUCACCCUGUAACCUUCACCCUUCGGAUAUAAGAGUCUUCUGAAUUCCUUGGUGGCUUGUGUUGAAAAAUUUUACGAGCAAUCAGCUGGAUUUACAGAAUACUCAUUUAAAUAAGUUGCACAGUUAAUAGAAAUAAAAUCAACCAACUUCAGACAGAAAUUUGUAGCGACACAUUUGCUUAAAAAGUCCUGUUUCCUUACUAGGUUUAUGCUGGAGUAAGUUGUGUGUGUUGGGAAGACACCGACUGCUACACCUCAUUGCUUGUUUGAAUUCUGGUUGCUUUUGCAUGCCAUAUUGCAGUUCAUUUUCAUUUCUGUGUUUUCCUCGUUUGAGCUCAUUUCUCAUUCGUGUUUUUGUCUCAUUUGUUUCCAUCAGCAAAUGCCCAGCACCCCAGGGUUUGUGGGAUACAAUCCAUACAGCCAUCUGGCCUACAACAACUACAGGCUGGGAGGGAACCCGGGCACCAACAGCCGGGUCACGGCUUCCUCUGGUAUUACCAUUCCCAAGCCCCCCAAACCCCCAGACAAGCCCCUGAUGCCCUACAUGAGGUACAGCCGGAAGGUCUGGGACCAAGUGAAGGCGUCCAAUCCCGAUUUGAAGUUAUGGGAAAUUGGCAAGAUUAUUGGAGGAAUGUGGCGAGAUCUCACUGAUGAAGAGAAGCAAGAGUAUUUGAAUGAAUAUGAAGCUGAAAAGAUCGAGUACAACGAGUCCAUGAAGGCCUACCACAACUCCCCUGCCUACCUGGCCUACAUCAACGCCAAGAGCCGCGCCGAGGCCGCGCUGGAGGAGGAGAGCCGGCAGAGACAGUCGCGCAUGGAGAAGGGGGAGCCCUACAUGAGCAUCCAGCCCGCCGAGGACCCCGACGAUUACGACGAUGGGUUCUCCAUGAAGCACACGGCCACGGCGCGGUUCCAGCGCAACCACCGGCUCAUCAGCGAGAUCCUCAGCGAGAGCGUGGUGCCCGACGUCCGCUCCGUGGUCACCACGGCCAGGAUGCAAGUCCUGAAGCGCCAGGUUCAGUCCCUAAUGGUCCAUCAGCGUAAACUCGAAGCUGAGCUGCUGCAAAUCGAGGAGCGUCACCAGGAAAAGAAGAGGAAGUUUUUGGAAAGCACAGAGUCCUUCAACAACGAGCUCAAAAGGUUAUGCAGCUUGAAGGUGGAAGUGGAUAUGGAAAAAAUCGCAGCUGAGAUUGCCCAGGCUGAGGAACAGGCCCGCAAGAGGCAGGAGGAGAGGGAGAAGGAGGCAGCGGAGCAAGCCGAGCGCAGUCAGAACAACCUGGCAGCUGAGGAGGAGCAGGCAGCCAGCAAGGGGGAGGAGAAGAAGGAAGAGGAGAGCACUCCCAUGGAGACAGAGGAGCCCCACGCGGAGGAGAGCGCAGAGAACCAGCAGAACGGCGAGGAGGGCACCUCCACCCCCGAGGACAAGGAGAGCGGGCAGGAAGGGGCGGACAGCACGGCCGAGGAGGGGACCAGCGACAGCAACACGGGCUCGGAGAGCAACGGCGCGACCGCGGAGGAGCCGCCCGCGGACCCCACGGGGGGCGAGGAGGCCGACAAGAAGGAGUAACCACUGUGUCUGUAAUGAAGUACUGUGUGAUCUCAGAACGGCUGUUGUACCUCCCCUGCCUCUGUCACUUGUCUCCAAAGGAUCCCCCCGGGGGGUUGAUGUCGCGUCAGGUUACUGGUGUAGCGAUGUGAGGGGCCCUGUAGAGGCACAGGGACGGUCCUGCAGCAGGCAGGAAAGGAACCUCCUGUGUCUUAAGCACAGCUGUUGCGGUGUGGAGAGGGGCUUGUAUCACUUGGAAUUCUUCCCUAGAAAGACAGAUUUGGGUUUAGUUUUGAGUGAGAAAUCGGGCCUUCUCUCUUCCUUCUCAUUCUGUGACCACUGUGACUGGUGGUUUUUUCCAAAGGCCCUUCCUGUCCCUGUGUGGCAGCAGUGAGCUGCAGGUGUGCCUCACCCAGGCUGCAGCCCUUUCUGGAGGGGCUGGAACAUGACUGAGGCGUUUAAAGCUGAUGUUAUUAUGGAGCAAAGGCCUGAUGUCACCUGGAGCCUCUUCCUGUCCCACCGCUGCUGUGCCAGCCAGGGAAAAGUUCUGCUGCAACUGCCCCAGUCUUGCUUUUAAAGAAGGCUUUCAGUCCUCAGGAGCAGCUCUGGAAUGAGGCUGAAAGAUGAAGUUAAGGGGUUUUUCAGUGUAACUUGGUUGUUUUUCUAGAGGAGCUGCUCCACAGUGGUGGAAACCUGCUUGUGGUCUGCGUGCAGAGUGUCAGGAGAUCCAGUUCCAAAGGACUCAGUGUAGUCUUGCAGUAAAUGACACAGCUUCGGGGUUUUUCUUUCUGUGGUGCAGGAUUCCUCUUAGCAAGCCUUUGCUUUUCUUUACCAAUUAACUCCUUUUUUGCUACAGGGAGACCCUGGUGUGGCCUCAGCCAGAGCCCUGGCACAGUACAGAGCAGGAGAGCGUUUAAACACGCACGUGUUCUCUGAGCAGGCAGUCACUGAUACGGCACAAAUGGUAAAAAACAGUAGUUUUGCUUGUCAUGAGCUUUCAGAACCUCUGGGAACUACAAGAAAAGGCCUCAAUUUGCCCUAUGUAAGCAAAAGCCCUAAAAAAACAAAAAUACACUUAAAUGCAACAGCCACGAGCAAAUUCUUGACUUUACAACUGAGAGAGCACGUGAUGCUUCAGUGAAUCAAUGUGUUUUUACAGAGAAGUGGAUCUGUGAGAUGGUGUUUUUUAAACCCUUUUGGUCUUUUUUUUAAAUGAUCUGAAAAGAAUAAAAUUCAACACGUUUGGUUUUUUUUUUUAAAACUCA